UGUGGUUACCUAUAGACUGACCCCUGACUGUUAAAGCAACUAACACACUCCAUGAUGCUCCUAAGUGUGAAAGAGACAGAAAAGAUGGACGACAUAGACGCCAUGUUUAGUGACCUGCUUGGAGAGAUAAAUACUCUCUCUCAGAGUUUAAUGCCAUCAGCGGACAGAACUGAAGUGGACAGCGCUUUACAGACAGAGCGCACCUUCUCCAUUGGCUUCACAGACCUGAAUGAGUCUCUUAAAGAACUGGAGGACCAUGACCUGGAUGCUCUGAUGGCUGACCUAUCAAGAUCAACCACCUCAGAAUGUAGCCUCCCCACAUAUCAACAGGCCGGCAGCUUUGCAGAUAAUGAAAUAGCAGCAUCUGCCCUUCCUCCACCUUCAAACUCUGCUGAAUCCUCUGGAGGGCUGCAAACGAGCGAACCACAGACAAAGUCAGACAAAAUUAAACUGGCACUGGAAAAGCUGAAAGAAGCCAAAGUGAGAAAGUUAAUAGUAAAAGUGCUGAUGAGUGACGGCAGCUCCAAAAUACUGAUGGUGGAUGAGAGACAGACAGUCCGAGAGGUUUUGGACACGCUGUUUGAGAAGACACACUGCGACUGCAGCAUUGACUGGAGCCUGUGUGAGACCAACCCUGAACUGCAGAUUGAAAGAGGCUUUGAAGACCACGAACACGUAGUGGAGCCCCUGUCUUCGUGGACUCGUCUCAGUGAAAACAAAAUGUACUUUGUCUCAAGACCUCAGAAGUAUGUGAUGUUCACAAACCCUCAAGUAUUUUACAUGUGGAAAAAGAAGAAAGAAGGUUCGAGCGAAAUUAAUGAGCAAGCCAAACAGCUCUUACUUCAGGAGCACUUUGGAGGUUCCACUCUGAUUGUUCCUGAUCUUGAAGGUACCCUGUACCUCAAAGAAGAUGGGAAAAAGGUUUGGAAACCUCGCUACUUUGUGCUCAGGGCCUCAGGCAUCUACUAUGUACCCAAGGGAAAGACAAAGUCUUCCAGCGAUCUUGUCUGCUUUGUCCAUUUUGAAAAAUUCAACAUCUAUAACACCAAGCACUUCAAACUGAAAUACAGAGCUCCCACCGACUUCUGCUUCAUGCUUAAGCAUCCCUGCAUCCAGAAAGAGUCUGACUACAUCAAGUUCCUGUGCUGUGACGAUCAGCACACACUGCUGCUUUGGGUCAACUCCAUCAGGAUAGCCAAGUAUGGGACCACCCUGUAUAAGAACUACCAGGUUGCGAUGAAGAGAGCUCACCCCUCUGCUUCACACAAAGACAGAUAUAACUCACAGGUCAACACGCAACAGGCUCCACCCCAAACUACAAAUGUUGAAGACUACCCACACGAGGCACCGCCUGACUUCAUCCCUCCUGCACCUCCUGGACACACACAAGUUUAAGGUGUCCUUCAGUUAGCCUGGAUUAAUUGAUUGGAAAACACAAAUCUGGAAAAAUUGUUAACUUGGUGCCAAUAAUAUCACUUUUCUGUAAUGUACAUAGGAGUAACCUUACAUGUCAUAAUGCAAAAGAACAGAUUUAAUGUAUUACCAUAUGUAUGAGGAUAUUUAUUUGUGUAUGGUUUUGCAAUUAAUACCUUUUUCUCACAUUUACGACACACUCCAAACAUAGCUUUGUUCAUUGUUUCAAUGAGCUGUUUAUUACAAAAAGACUGUACAUAAAUUUCAAUGACCACAUCCUAUGUACAAACUGAGAGGAGAAGACAAAUAUUGGAUUCUGUUCCCAUGAACAUUUAAGUUACAGAUUCCCCCCCCCCCACCCUACGUUUCAUCAUUAAGAAAACACACAUCAAAGAAAUGCGCCUUGACCUGUGAUGCCCUGAAAUGCAAAACUUUAAGUGGUAAACAUUACAAAGUUCUGCACGUCAGUGGUUGUCUCAUGAUUUCUCUAUGAAAAAAGUAUAAAUUAAUCCUUUACAUACAAACUGCUAUAUCCAAACCUUCCUCAGCAGUCUCAGACACAAAAACAAGUUGAAUGCAAAGCUAGAAAUACAUUAGGUAGAAAAGUGUUCACAAAAAAUGACCUCAUGAUGGAAUAAAUACAAUCAUAAUGGGAUGUAGUGGCAAAUCAUUCACUGUUACGACGUUUAGAUACUUUCAUGCACAAAGGCCCAAUGAAUACUGAAGUAUUUUGGUUUGUCUGUAUCCAUUUCAAAAUAAAAGUGUGUUCAAUGCCCGUUA
Messenger RNA from Trematomus bernacchii (emerald rockcod), 2193 nucleotides. RefSeq names its product amyloid beta A4 precursor protein-binding family B member 1-interacting protein-like. The record is from RefSeq and is a predicted model, not a curated record. Gene Ontology annotation, cellular component: plasma membrane; cytosol. The transcript has 13 exons. NCBI's taxonomy places the organism in Eukaryota, Metazoa, Chordata, Actinopteri, Perciformes, Nototheniidae. Bases 52 to 1395 code for a protein of 447 amino acids. Gene Ontology annotation, biological process: signal transduction.